Molecule: messenger RNA, 1798 nt
Organism: Archocentrus centrarchus (flier cichlid)
Lineage: Eukaryota; Metazoa; Chordata; Actinopteri; Cichliformes; Cichlidae
Product: cytochrome P450 2G1-like
Exons: 9
Biological process (GO): xenobiotic metabolic process
Cellular component (GO): cytoplasm; intracellular membrane-bounded organelle
Molecular function (GO): oxidoreductase activity, acting on paired donors, with incorporation or reduction of molecular oxygen, reduced flavin or flavoprotein as one donor, and incorporation of one atom of oxygen; iron ion binding; heme binding
Source: RefSeq, a predicted model, not a curated record
AAGUAUAAAAGCGGACAAGAAUGCGAAGCUCAUACAGCAUUAUGGAUUUUUGUGCAACAGUGAUCUUAGCAGGGCUGAUCUUAGCUCUGCUCUGGCUGUUUAGGGUCAAAGGAAGGAAGCAUCGCCUGCCUCCAGGUCCCACUCCAUUUCCUCUGCUAGGAAACCUGCCACAAAUAGACAAAAAUGUACCUUUUAAAAGCAUCCUUAAGUUCAGUGAAACCUAUGGUCCUGUAAUGACCCUGCACCUGGGCUGGCAGCGGACAGUAGUGCUGGUGGGAUUCGAUGCUGUGAAGCAGGCCCUGGUGGAUCAGGCUGAUGACUUCACCGGCAGGAUGCCCGUGCCGUUUCUGUUCAAAGCUACCCAGGGCUACGGUUUAGGCAUCAGUAAUGGGGAGCGUUGGCGUCAGCUGCGACGUUUCACGCUGACAACCCUCAGAGACUUUGGGAUGGGACGCAAGGGGAUGGAAGAAUGGAUCCAAGAAGUGAGCGGAAACAUGAGGGCUCAGAUCCAUACAUUCAAAGGUACGCCCUUCGACCCCACGUUUUUGUUGAGCAGCUCCGUGUCAAAUGUGGUCUGCUGCCUGGUGUUUGGGGAACACUUCAGUUAUGAAGACAAGCAGUUCCUGCGCCUCCUGGGCAUCAUAUCUGAUACUGUACGCUUCAACAGCAGUCCUGCUGGCCAGAUGUACAACAUCUUUCCCUGGCUCGUGGAGCGUCUUCCCGGCUACCACCACACCGUUUUCGCCCAGAUAAAUGAGGCCAGAGAGUUUAUCAAGACCAAAAUCCAGGAGCACAAAGAGACAUUGGACCCCAGCUCCCCCCGAGACUACAUCGACUGCUUCCUCAUCAGAAUGAAUCAGGAAAAGGACCUUCCUGCAAGUGAGUUCAGCUAUGAAAACUUGGUCUCUACAGUAAUAAACCUGUUUUUCGCUGGAACAGAGACCACCAGCUCCACCCUGAGAUAUGCUCUCAACGUGCUGAUCUAAUACCCCAGCAUACAGGAGAAAAUGCAGCAAGAGAUCGACACUGUGAUCGGAAAAGGCCGAUAUCCCAGCAUGGAGGACAGGAAGUCCCUCCCCUUUUCAGAUGCUGUCAUCCAUGAGGUGCAGCGUUUUCUUGACAUUGUCCCCUUCAGCCUCCCUCACUACGCACUGAGUGACAUAUCCUUCAGGGGUUAUACGAUCCCAAAGGACACUGUGAUCCUUCCCUUUUUGCACUCUGUGCUGAAAGAGGAAAAGCAAUGGGCCACCCCCAAUUCCUUCAAUCCCCAGCACUUCCUGGACCAUAACGGCAACUUUAAGAAAAAUCCUGCAUUCAUGCCAUUCGCUGCAGGGAAGAGGGCCUGUGUUGGUGAGGCUCUGGCUCGUAUGGAGCUUUUUAUCAUUUUGGUCUCGCUGCUGCAGAAAUUCACCUUUUCCUGUGCUGAAGGUCCUGACAGCAUAAACCUGAUUCCAGAGUUCAGCAGCUUUGCCAAUUUGCCUCGAAGUUACCAGAUCAUCGCCACGGCACGCUAAGAGGACACGCUUCAUCCAGUCUGACGUCACUUUGAAUCGCUGUGACUAACGAGGAUCUCUACAACACGCUGUGUUGCGUUAAUGUGGUUGAUUCAAUGUACAAUUAAUGAUUGCUGGUGCAGAAUGGAAGACCUUAAAUCCUGAUUGUGAGCUGCCUGUAAGGCUGCCUUUUUGUCUUUGUUAGCUCUAUUUUAUAUAAACAGUUUUUGUUUCUGUUGUGUUAAUUUUUCAAGUUGUUUUCCUGAAGAACAAAUAUGUAACUCUUUGAAUUUUUUUUAAAUAAA